Messenger RNA from Planococcus citri (citrus mealybug), 13674 nucleotides. Its product is annotated as dual specificity tyrosine-phosphorylation-regulated kinase 2-like. NCBI's taxonomy places the organism in Eukaryota, Metazoa, Arthropoda, Insecta, Hemiptera, Pseudococcidae. The record is from RefSeq and is a predicted model, not a curated record. Gene Ontology annotation, molecular function: protein serine/threonine/tyrosine kinase activity; protein serine/threonine kinase activity; ATP binding. The coding region runs from base 376 to 1971 and encodes 531 amino acids. Gene Ontology annotation, biological process: peptidyl-serine phosphorylation; peptidyl-threonine phosphorylation. The transcript has 2 exons. Gene Ontology annotation, cellular component: nucleus; cytoplasm; cytoskeleton.
AGGUACGGUUCUCAGGCCACACAGCUGUGUUGUCCUGAAAAAGCUUCGAAAAAUCGUACUUUUACGUGUGAAUAUGCAUGUGUGUGAAGGGUUGACGGACUCUUUUGUAACCGUGUAAUCACUAUUAGAUCGUCGAAGUGCGCACAAAAAAGAAUUUCGUGAAAUCCGAGCAUAAAAAAUGUAGUAAAGCUUCGUUUCGAUACGCGUGAUAAGGCAAUUUUCCGUACAAAAUUCUCUAGGCUGAGGUAAUGUUUACCUGAUUAACCUUUUUUUCCAAAUCUCGUCUCCGCGAUCGCGACCUAACAUUGAAAAUUGUGAUGCUAAUCAAGACGAACUAAGAUGCCACCAAAUGCAUCCUAACGCGUUACCGAUAAAAUGCCAUUAGCUCGAGGAUUGAUGAACUCUAGUUCCAGCGCCUCUGCUUCAUCAUCCUCCAGCAGAUACUAUCUAUCAUCUCGCGAUUCAGGUGACUCAGGCUCGGGUCAUCUUCCUUUACUUCGUAAUACUCAGAGCGCGGACGACGUAUAUGAAGCCCACAACAUAAAUUUCUCGGAUUCUAGUUGUUCCAGCGAUAGACGUAUCAGAAGUGAGACACUGCCGUUGAUAGAAGAUUCCAACGAAAGUACGAUGAGUUUAAUCGAAACUUGUAUCAAACCUGUGCCAGCUACACCAGAUCAUAUAGUCAAACUGUACGGUGAUAAGCUAACGAAAUACGAAUUAACUGAAAUAUUUUCAUACCCGGAGGUAUAUUUUAUCGGCGCUGAUGCCAAGAAACGUAAACCUAUGCUGGGCUCAAAUAAUUGUAAUUUCGAUAGCGACCAAGGUACUUAUAUUCACGUUCCUCACGAUCAUAUAGCUUACAGAUACGAAGUGAUCAAAGUUAUAGGCAAAGGUAGCUUUGGACAAGUUAUCAAAGCGUAUGAUCAUAAAAAUUCCGAACACGUAGCCUUAAAAAUGGUCCGAAAUGAGAAACGAUUCCAUAGGCAAGCGACCGAAGAAGUUAGAAUACUAGAAGUGCUACGUAAAAAGGAUAAAGAUAAUACGAUGAAUGUCAUCCACAUGUACGAUCACUUCACGUUCAGAAAACAUAUGUGUAUAACUUUCGAACUCUUGUCAAUUAAUCUGUACGAAUUGAUCAAGAAAAAUAAAUUCCAAGGUUUCAGUUUACAAUUAGUUAGAAAAUUUUGUCAUUCGUUGCUGCAAUGUUUAGACGGUUUAUACGCCAAUAAAAUAAUUCAUUGUGAUCUAAAACCGGAGAAUAUUCUACUUAAGCAACACGGUCGAAGUAGUAUAAAGGUAAUCGAUUUCGGAUCGAGUUGCUACGAGGAUGAAUGCCUGUAUACGUACAUUCAAUCGAGAUUCUACCGCGCACCGGAAGUAAUAAUGGGUCUAGCAUACGACAUGGCUAUCGAUAUGUGGAGUUUAGGAUGUAUACUAUGCGAGCUCUAUACCGGAUUUCCGUUAUUACCUGGCGAAGACGAAAACGACCAAUUCGCCUGCAUCGUCGAAUUACUCGGAAUGCCUCCGAAAAACGUCAUAAAUGCAGGUAAACGCUCUAAGCAUUUCAUUAGCUCCAAAGGAUACCCACGUUACUGCGAAGCGGUAACUCUACCGGACGGUACGAUCGCCUUGACCGGAGGCACGUCGCGUCGAGGCAAACCUCGAGGACCUCCCGGCUCUCGUCAGCUGAAAUCGGCGCUGAAAAACUGCGACGAUCAUCUGUUUUUGGAUUUCAUCAGAGGAUGUCUGGAGUGGAACUCGGAGAUACGUAUGAAACCCGCGGAAGCGCUGAGGCAUCCUUGGCUGAGACGUCGCCUACCUCGACCUCCGUUACAUGAAAGACACAGCAGUCAUUCUACACGUACCAGCAGUUGUUCUUCGUAUUCAGAGUCGCAGCCUUCGUCGUCGCAUUCGCAUCACGCGACUACCUACCGAUGCUGCAAACUUCCGCAAAUUUCGUCCAUUAUGUAGACGAACGAAAGGAGGUGUUUUUUUUUUUUAGAUGACCAAACUGCUGCGCCUCAUCGCCAUCCCUUUUUUAUCGUAUCGUCCUCGUCGUCGUGUACCGCCAGCUGCGCGUCUCAGUAUUACCAAUUUUUAAUUACCAUUUCGUUUUUUUUUCUUUUUUGUAAUAUUAUAAUUUUGUACGAUUUUUGCAUCUCCGUCGAUCUGCCCCCGCGCUCGCCCCUUCUCCCCAUGUUGAAAAUUUUCAUUAUUAUUACGAUUAUAACGCAAGCAUUUAUUUACGAACCUGCCUUUCUUUCUCUCUCUCUCUUUCAAUGCUUUUCGAAGCUAGCUCACGUUAUACAUCUAGUCACUAUACUUUGUUUUUUUUUUCGUACUGCCAUUUAUUUUCCCCCUCCCCUUUCUCAGUCCCCUGUCGCUUUAAGCAUUUCAGACGAUGUCUGGCUGGGCUUAAAAAAUUACCUGCCUACGAAACGGAUCCAUGUUUACACGCUGCUUUGAAGUAAUAAUUUGUAAUGCACUUUGUGAUCUCGAUUACCCUUGCCCAAGCUCUCCUCCUCCUCCCACUCCCCCUCCCCUCGCCUUUCCCUCACAAGCCAAUACGAGUGACAAUUCUUCACACUUUCUGUGUUUUUUGCCCGGCGCUUUUUUUUCUCUUUGUAAAUAUUGUUUUUUUUUGGUAUUAAAAAAAAAUCACAAAAAUAUUACGUACUGAAAAAAGAAAAGAAAAAAAUUGUGUUCGUAUUAGCUUUUUAAUUUAGUGUGUAUUUUUUAAACGUUUUUAUUUUCAUUAUUGUAUUUUUUAGGCUGACACAGCGAUAACGAUGAGGAAACGAUCCCCCUCGGAGAUGAAAAAAUACUGUGAAUUUUUUAUAUUGUGAUUUUUAUAUUCGUCGUUGCGAUGAUUUUUGACACCCGUUUAUCGACCUCCCUACCUCCCCCGACCACGACCACGAAAUUAUAGUUCCUACCUAAAUCGACUCGAUCGUUCGAUGAAGGUUUCGAAUAAAUUUAUACUCACGAAUUCACAUCCCUCUUUGCCCCUUUUCCGCUCCAAUUUCGCUUUUACAUACACUUUCAUUCAAUCGAAUUUUGAUUUCAUUCGUAUAAGUUGAUAUAAAUACGCCGCGUGUUAUUAUUAUUAUUCUUAUUACAAUUUUUUUUUUUUUACGAACGAGUCAAGAUAAUAUAUUUUUAUUGUAGUUAUGUCGUCGAAAUACUGCCAUUUUUAAAUUUAACGUAUAUGAUAUGUGUACCUAUAUGUGUGUUUUUUCUCGUGCGUUUUAUGAUUGUAUUUUUUCUUUUUCUUUCUUUCGUCGUAGAUAGAAAAAUUUGUUAUAUUGUUCGUUUUUCGUCGUCGUGUUAAUGUAAUUUUUAAAAUUCAACGUACGCAUUUAUUCGUGAUGAAAUGUACGGUCAUUUUAUUACCUAACGUAUUAUUCGGGUGUAUUAUUUUUCUUGAUAAUUCUACGUAUUUUUCGUUCUACUUUUUCUUUCGUGUAUAUUGGGAAAAAUUCAUUAAACGAUACGACGACGUCCGUGACCGAAUAUUUUCAAAAACGCGGGGAUAUUUUCACCUCAUGUCGAAACUGCGAGACACCUUUUGAAAAAUAUUAUUGUUGAAAAAUUACCUGUCAACGUGAUCCGACCAGCCGGUUUUGAUUACUUGCAAUAUUGCGGUCUAGAAAAAUACGAGAGGGACGAAUACAGAGGGAAGAAUUUUUUUUCUCGUACUUGUAUACCGAACCUACGCCUUUUUUGCUGAAAUGUACCUGUACCUACCUCUCGUCUUCGGUUCGUUUUUUUUCACCACAAGUUACCGACCUUGCGACCUUUUCACAUCGUGCUAAAACAAACCUUCUUUAGGUAAUCACCUUCGAAAAAAAUCGUCAAAGACACGUGAAUGAAAAUAGGAGGGAUGAAGGCGAUGAAAAAAGUAAAAGUGAUGGGAAUUGCGCUACGUUUUGAAAUAUUUACUCCCUUAAGAAGGAUAAGUGUUUGACAUUUGACUCAUGUAAACAAGCUUUGGUUGGAAAAUGAUGAGGAUUUUUUCCCUAGUGAAUUUUUCCAAAAGAGUUGGAGAUGUGUGCAGAAGAAAUUGUAAAAGUGAAUUUUUUUACGCGAGAGUUCGUUUUCAGUAGGUACUUGAAAUUUUAUCUGUAUUUUUUGAGGGGAAAACGAGUCAAUAACUUCAAAAAAUUUAUAAUUGAAUAGAAAAAAUUCCAAAAUAUAAAUUGCGAUUUGAAAUUUUUCAUUUUUAAAUUCGAAAUGACAGAUUAAAGUUUUUUAAAACAAAUUCCAUUUUUUUUAAUUUUUAAAAAAAUCCCUUCGAAAAUUUUUCUUAAAUUGGGAAUUACGUUUACAAAUAUUGAAAAGAGUCUCUCCUGCCCCCUCAUAAUUGCAGAAGAGGAAAUAUGCAUCUUCUUGUGAGGAAAAAUUAAUUAAAUUGGUAAUCAAUUUUUUCUAAAUCAGUUGGAAUGUUCUGAUUUUUGAAAAUUUACUCAUUUUAUCCAAAGUUUCGCUUCUCAAAAUUAGUUUUUUGUUUUUCUCUUCAUUUUUUUCCCUUGUGAACCAGAAAAUAUGAGGUCUCCCUCUUCUUCUUAGCUUUGUUUUCGAAUAAUAAUCAGCGAUCAAGGUUCAAAAUCAUAAUUCAUAUCUUCAAUCGGUCUGAGAUUCUUCUCUUCUUUCAUAAACUCAUCGUGUUUUUUUUUCAAUAAUAUUUUUUUCCGGGUAAUGUAAUCCUAAAAAUAAAAACAAUGAAAUUUGAAACUUUCAUAACCUGAAGUAGUAUUUCAUUCUCUCCGUUUUCAGUGACACUUUUGUGGCUUGUUUGUGUUUUUUGACCUAAAUAAUUGUUGUUUUAUUUCUUUGCUCGCUUUAAUAUUUUGCUGAUAAGAUGGUUGAAUGGAUUUUUGACUUUUUUUUUUUUUGGAAUGUAAUGAAUUCUUGCAGGGAUUAAAACUGUUGAAAAAUGAAAACAAGAGAUCGACAAAUUUCAAGCUAACCUCUUCGCAAAAUGAAUCAAAUGAUUGAAUUGAUGAACAUUUUCAAUUUUUUUUUAAAAACAAGAAACCAAAACGAUGGUUCACCUUUUUGUGAUUUCGAUAGCCAUUUUUUACAUUUCUGACCAACUUUUUCGAGAAGAGAAUUUUUUUUUUAAUAUUGGAAAUACCCCCAAAAAUACAAAUAUUGAUAUUUUUCAAUUUUUAUUGAUUCGAAAUUGGAUAUUUUUGUAAAUAAAUGACUGACUGAAAUCAAAUCAAAUCAAACCAAAUCAGUGUUGAAUCUUGAAUCAUGAAAAUGUAUGUCAAAUGAUUCCUAAAAGUCGAGACAAAUGUUUGAGCUCAUUCAGUUAUGAUCAUCUUUUCUCACCCUUUCUCCCCCUCCUCUUGAAAAAAUCCAAGUUUCAAGAUUUCAAACUCUCAAAAUUGACAAAAAAAAUCGGUUCAAAAUCCAAUAGAAUUUUCAUCAUUCUUUUUUCACUUUUCCUCUUUUUUUUGGAGUGAACAUGAGAUACAUUUUUUGAUUAUAAUGAACCCCAUAAAUUCAUUUUGAGGUAUCUGAUAGAUCUUACAGGUCCAGUGGUGCUGAAAAUCAAAAAAUAUUUUAAAAACCCUGUAUUUGGUUGAAAAAUAUGUCUGCAUAUUAUAAUAACUAAAAAAUUUGAGAAGCAGUAUGCUUAAAGUUUGCAGAAAUUUUGGAAAAUAUUUCCAAAAAUCUUGCGUUUUGAUUUAAGAAUUUUGUUGCACAUCCUGACUUAUUUAAUUUUGAAAAAAAAAAUUAUUUUGAGCAAUUUUAAGCUUUUGGAAGGGUCUAAAGUAUCGACUUGAGUACCUCGAGCUUUUAUGACAUUUUUUCAAAAUUACUCUCAGCAAUUUAUAAAUGCCAGACUUUCUUUCAUUUUGAAAAAACGAAUCCUCUGUACUUGUUUAAUUUGAAAAAAUGUGAAUUUUUCAUCAAUCUAAUGUUGAAAGUGAGGAAAAAAUGUUUUUGAAAAAAGUCCAAUGAAUCCAGUUUUGGAAUUAAGUGAAAAUUUAUCAGUUUUUUCUGUAGAAGUGAACUUCACAGCUCUUUUUUGAAUUAUAAAAUCAGAAUAAUUUUCUCAUUUUUGAGGUAAAUGAGAAGGGAGGGGGAGGGGAAAUAACUCGCAGAAUACCUUGCAAAAAUUCUAAAAAAAUAUGGCUCGUAUUGUGACCUAAAAAUGUUGCUCAACAGUUUGUUUCAACACCUCCAUUUUCACGGAAUUUUUACCAACAAAAUCGAGUAUGGUCAAGAACGAAUAUAGGUCAAUUCUGUUUUUUAAAAAAAGGCAAGCAUUAAAUAGCUCUUCGUUUACCUACAUAUUUUUCGUUUAUUUUUAUGAACAGUGGGCAAAAAAAAAUCUACUCAAAGUAGAAAAUGGAAAUCGAAAAAACCUAAAAAGAGCAACUCGUCGAAAUACAAAUACGAGUAUGAGAAUUUCGAUAAUACGCAUUUCGUUUCGUAAAAAUUCGACGCUAAAUGACGUAAAAAAAAACCUACAACUUGAACGAGACUCAGCCUUUGCAAUAUCAUAUCGUUUUCAAAAGACUUAAAUUUUACUAUGCCUACUUUGUACGCUGAAUUAAAAGCUCGAUGAAAAUAAAAGCCAACCUAAAGCUGUGCAGAGAGGGGAGACUUUGACGUGUACGUAUAUUUUUCCAUCUCGUCGACUAUAGGUAGAUAGGUAGGUAAGGUAAGGUGUCCUUAUACCUUUUUAAGUAUUUCGUUGUUAGCAAAAAGAGAACGUCGUCGUCGUAUUUGGGAUGAAAAAUUUCGCGGUGAAAUUCUCCUCUCCCUUUGUAUUUUUCUCCGCCCACCGAAUCGUCGAGAAAAAGAGAAAACUCAGGGUAACUUCACGUGGUAGUUGAAAAUUUAUACCUGUCCCCUUGACUUCCUAUCUCAGGUCACGGUUACCUUCGUCUCGCGAAAUCCCAGCCCCAGCCUCAGCCCUCAAUGCUGGCCCAGCUCUUCUCAUGCACGAAACGUCGCUCGUCGUCAGCAUCCUCGUGUUUGUGAAAAUUUCGUCUACCUCGCUCGCGACGAACGCGAGACUCGUGAAAAUGAACGAGAAAAACACUCAUUGGCGCGCAAUUUUCACCUCCUAGAAUAUCAGUAACCGGAGAAGAAGAAAAAAAAGCGCAAUCUUUUCUCUUCUGCUUGGCACCUCGUCGUACUCGUAAUUUUCGACACGUUUUAUUAUAAGUUAAACUAGGUAGACUAAAUCGUAUCACGCAACAGAGUAUUUAACGUCGAAUUUGAUGGACCAGGAGGGUUAAGGGAGUGAGGUAAGAGGGUAUUAAAAUUAAAUUUUUAUUUCUUUUUGUUUUUUCAACGUAUCGAGAAAAAUUUCACCUAUACAAGGGAUAGAUAAACGUUGGAGAAAAUAAGAUGGCGUCGGUCGGUAGUCGGGACGAUACCUAUUACAGGCAGGGUAACGAGCUCAAAAGACGAGGCAAGGUACAGGUUAUCGAUUCGGUUACGUAUAGUCGUCGUUGUCGUAUUCUCUCGGUUUGUUUUUUUUUCAUUUUGAUUUUUUUUUACGUGUGUUGAAGCGUACGUAAGUCAGUUAUGUGACCAAAAUCGAAGCACACGAGCAACUGCCAAUUUAAAAUUAUUUAGGUAUCGUUUUUUGUCUCUAUUAUCACGCAUUUGAUCCCUUCGUUAUUGUGUGAGCCGCCUCUCAUGCAGCCAGUACUUUGCCCCAUUUUGCCCUUGAAAACACACACGUGAGAAUAUGUGAAUAUUAUUAAGUUGAAAAAAAUUUUCAUUUAGGUUAAAAACAAUGUGUACUAUUUUUUGUUUUAAUAAUGGUCUAUUUGUGUAUAUUUGAUUAUAUGUGAUAACGAUUUCUAGUAUUAGGAAGGCUUCUAUUGUAUUUUAUCUAGAUUCAAAAUAGCGUACAUUUAUCUCUAUACCCCCCAAUACCUUUCCCUGUCCCUAUUCCUUUUACGUAGUCUUCGUAAUGGUUUGUAGAAUUUAGAUACGCGUAUUAUUCUUAUUCGUAUUAUUAUUACCUAUGAUCUCUUUUUUAAUUACGUAUGUACGUAUAUUUGUAUCGAAAAAAAAAAAAUUGGAGAAAAAUACGAAAUUAUUUCGUAAGAAAAAUUUAUAUACUACGAUGCAAACAAAAUGAAAUUUGAUUUCAAAUUUUAUCAAAAUUAGCGAUAUUGUACGAGUCUAUAUCUAGGUAUUGAUUUUUUUUUUUUAGUGUUAAUUUAAAUGCAUACGAUUUAACGCACCCGGUUUGGUUACAUUAAUUUUUUGUUUUUGUUUGGCCGGUUUUUUUUAGCAACGAUAACAUUCAUUAUUUUUGUCAAUUUUGUUAUUUUUUAUUUUAUUUUUUUACGUAUUGAAAAAACUAUAUAGAAAACUUUCAACGAGUAAAUAAGAAAACGAACGACGCGUUAAAAAGUCUUGAAAAGAUGAAAAAAAAAAAAUCGGGCUAGGAAACCCUUGAUUCUCUCUGUGUGUUUAAAGGAUAAGGAAAUUUUUACAUAGUCCUCGUUCAUCUGUGAUAAAUUACUAUAAAUGUACGAACGUUUAAUGUUAUUAUUAUUAUUUUUUAUGUGGCGCUAGGCGCGGUUCUUUUUUUUUUCUCGGGCGACCGGAGGAAUAAACGAUGCAUUUUCAAAAUGAGAAAAUUUCGGUUUCACUUUGACCUUUACGCUGGUGACCUUGAAGCGUGAUUUUCGUGAUGCGUAGAAAUUAUCAAGUCUAUAAAAGCGUGUUAAAAAGGUAGAUUGUGCUACGUUGUCGCGAAUUAAAUUAGACGAUUAUUUAUUCAUUCGAAAACAAAAACCUCGUACAACGUAGGAGAAAUUUUAGCCCGAGAUACGUUUACCUAGCUAUUACCUAAGGGCUCGCUUUGUACGAGUAAAAAGAGAAGGAGGAGGAGGAAUAAGAUAGAUGUUUGAAAAUGCAUCGUUUAAGAAAGGGGUUUUCUUUUUUACCUACCUUUUUUUUUUUUGAGAUACGUGUUGAUUCGUUUUGAAAAUUCAAUUUAUUUGUGCGUUGGUAGUAGAUUUGGGUUUUUAGGUUGAGUUGUUUUUUUUUGUUUUAUUUUAUUUUUUGCUUUAGAAAGCAGCGAAGCAGAUAACGAGGUGUUGGAAGAUGGUUUAUGGUGUUUUGAGUUGUUUUUUUUUCUUUGUAGAGAUGGUUUAGCUGGGAAAUGUUUCGAUUUGUGGUUUUAAAUGAUUCUUUUUUUAUCGAAUGUGUAGAUAGGCGGUUAAAGUUAGAUAAGAUUAUAAUAAAAUAAGAUUUUGAUACAUCAAAAUCCCAGGUGUGCCCAAACUUUUGAACUGUUUGCAAAAUUUUUCGGAAAAUUGGAUCUAAAAUUGAAGAUACGGGUUUGGUAGCUCAGUUAGAAUGCUUCGAAAGUUUCAUUCCAAAGUUAGAAAUUUAAAAAUGCAACAAUUCCGACAGAUUUUUAUGUUUUUUAAUUUUUGAUUUCAAGUGACUAUUAAUGAAUUUGAUCAAUGUUCUCGAACGAAUCCAUCUAACGCAAGACGAAUUAUUAUUCGUGAACUACUUCAAUUUUUGGAACUUUCAAACUCGUUCGUAACAGGAGGUUUAUUUCGAAUCAGUUUGAUUGUUCAAUACGAACCGACUCAUUUGCGAACGACCUGUUUCACUUAUUCAAAUUUCAAAUCAUUCAACUGAGUCGUCAAAAAUGAUAAUUCUCCAGUUUUGUGUAAAUGAACGAAUCGUUUGCGAUUGUGAACCAUUUUACAAAUAAAGAUUAUCUAAGAAUUGAAUCGUUCGCGAACGACUUGUUGACAAUUGACAUUCAAAUUUCUAUAAAUGAUAAUUUUUGAAGCGAUAUAAAUUAAAUUUUACUCGCGAACGAUUUUUAUCCAAUAUGGAUCAGUUUUAUAAAAAAUGAACGAAUCAUUCGCGAACGACUUGUUCAAUAUUCGAAUCAUUUUGAACAAGAAAAAAGGACAGUUUAUCAAGGUAUGAAUUAUCUGAAUUUAGUCACGCACGUUUUUUCUAAAAAAAAGUGAAUUAGUUCUGUAUAAAAAUGAACAAAUCAUUCGCGAACGAACGACUUGUUCAAUUCGAAUUUCAGAUCAAAUUAAAAUUUAAAAAUUUUCAAAAUAGGUUUUAAGUUCUCAAUAUUUGGUUCACGAACAAUUCUUCUGAAAAAAUAAAUUUGUUACGUAUAAAUGAGCGAAUCAUUCGCGAACGACUCGUUUAAUUCAAAUUUGACAUUUGUAAUUUCAGAUUGAUUCUAAAAAAUUGAAAUUCAUCAAAAAAGGUUGAAUUUUGUUCUUGAACGAUUCUUCUGAAUAAUAAUUUAAUUCUGUUUGAAUGAACGGAUCGUUCACGAACGAAUUCAAAUUGGUUCAAAAAAAUCAAAAUUUGUCGAUUGAAAAUUUCUUUUUUUUCGUGAAUCAUUUGUUUAAGAAGUGAGUCAAAUUCUUGGAAAAGAGCGAAUCGCUCGCGAACGACUUGUUCAACAUUCAAAAUUCAAAUCAAUUCUAUAAAAUAAAAAUUGAUUUAAUCUCUUAUCUCUGUGAAUUAGAUUUUCUUUGCGAAUAAUUCGUCUCAUAAAUGAAUCACUUUUACAUAAAUGAACGAAUCAUUCGCAAACAAUUUGUUCAAUUCAAAUUUCAGAUUUAAAAAAAAUGCACUAAUCAUAAUAGGUUAAAUUUAGUUCGCGAACGAGUCGUUCAAGAAGUGAAUCAAAUUCAUAAAAAAGAACGAAUCGCUCAUGAACGAAUUCUUCAACAUUCAAAUCAGUUCUUUGUAAUGAAAACUCAUUAAAUGGAUACUUGGGAAUUAAAUUUUGUUCGCCAAUGAAUCAGUUUUGUAUACAAAUGAACAAAUCAUUCACGAACAACUUAUUCAAUUCAAAUUUCAAAAUUAAUUAUCAGAAAUAAAUGGUUUAUCAAAAUGGAUUAUAUUUUGGUCGCAAACGAUCCUUUUGAAAAAUGAAUUCAGUUUUGUGCAAAUGAACGAAUCGUUCGCGAACGACUUGUCCAACAUUGGAAUUUAAAAUAUUGAUUUUAAAAAAAAUCAGAAUUCUUUGAAUAAAAAAUAAUUUUUGAUCGUGAACUGUUUGUUUAAAAAAACGAAUCGUUUCAGAUGAAUGAACGAAUCAUUCGCGAACAACUUUGCUCAAAAAUCAGAAUCAUUUUUUUUUAAAUCAGUUUUUCCCUCAUAAAAAAUGAAUGAAUUAUUCGCGAACGAAUUAUUCCAUUCAAAUUACAAAUUGAUUCUAAAAAUUUAAAAUUCAUCGUUCACUAACAAUUUGUCUGAUAAAUGAAUCUUUCUCAUAAAAAAAUGAACGAAUCAUUUGCCAAACGACUUGUGCUUUAUGCAAAAUUCCAAUGUAAAAUUAGUUUUUGAAAAAAAUUAUACUUAAUCGUUCGUGAACGAUUCUAGUUGAAAAUGAAUCAGUUAGGUAUGUAUAAGUGAACAAAUCAUUCGCGAACGACUUAUUCAAUUCAAAUCACGAAUUCAUUUUAAAAAAUAAAAAAUCAUCGUCCGCCUUCAAUUCGUCUAGGAAUGUGUCUUACUCUUUUUCAUUAAAAAUAUAAACGAAUCAUUCGCGACCGACUUGUUUAUUGCUCAUACUUCGAAUUAAUUAAUUCAUCAAAUAAAUCUGGGUUUUGUUCGCGAACGAUUUUUCUAAAGAAUCAAAUUUGGUCUAAUAGAAUUGGGCGAACGAAUCUUUUGCAAACGAUUUGCUUUCAGAUAUGUUCCAAUAUUCCGUUUUUCCUGAAUCUAUGAUUAUUUUUAAAAAUUGGAAAAUUCGUUCGCGAAUGAUUCAUUUUUAAAAAAUUUCAAAUUUCGAGCUAUGAACAAGUCGGUCGCGAAUGUUUCGUUCAUUUUUUAUGGAAAAGAUACUUUCUUUAAACGAAUUGUUGAUUUACCAAUUUUUCUCACGUUAUUAGGUAUAGGUACUUAUUGUUCAAAAAUUUCUCAGUCACUUUUGGUCAAUUUUUUCCGAAAUAAAUGGUCUAUUUCGUUCAAUUUCAUUAAACAUAAUUUUCGAAUGUGCGAAUUCUUGCAAAAAAAAAUACUAUUUUCUUUUUUCAAACGAUUACUUUUAUUUUCAUAUUAUGUACAUAGGUACCUACUUAAUUCAUGUGAGAAGUCAUUAAAUCGCCAAAAUUUAUUGCGGAAAAAUUUGUACUCUCGAUUCGAUAUUCCAUCUCAAACUCUUACUCAUUUCGACGUUUCGUCUCCGAGAUAAUUGUUACUUAUUCGAAUUAAACGACUGUUACACGACUCGUGUUUGUUUAUAAAUUCCUCUCAAGUCCAAAUAUAUACAAUUACACAUUUACUUACUAACACGAAAAUUACGCAAGAAAAAGUAUAUGCACAUUCAUAAUAAGAGAACAUGUGUCGCGAUAAUGAAAGUACAUAUUUUACGCAUCGUCAACGUCUCUCGGUCUCUUUGACGUCAGUGUCAUUUUAACUCGAGUUAACGUGAAAUAUUUAUUAAAUUAAACUCAUUAAAGCGUUUUCACCUGGUAAACUUUGUUACCAUUUACGUGUAUUAAAUAGUAAAAUUUCACAUCGCGAGAUACCGAGGCUCAAAUUUACCUCGACUUGCUCUCCCUGCUCUCUCUGUAUAGCUUUUCUUAAAUAUUAGAUAUUUUGGAAUCGAUGCGGAGGAAAAUGGAAAAUGAAUAUUACACAUUUACACCGCCUUCACUGGUCUUCUCCUUUUUCAUACUUUUUCUCGCAAUCAAAAAUAUACUAAGAAUCAAAAUUCAGCUUCAAGCAGUUGCCUAUACAAUGAGUAGGUAUCUGUAAAUUUAACGAGGAAAAAUCUUACCCCGUAGAAUUUGGCCGCAUUAAAAGUCUACCAUAAUUUAGGUCAAAUAGUUCUUUACAUAGUAAAAUUCUCCGGGUAUUUAAACCCUUUGAUAGGUUGCCAAAAGAUAGCCAAUAAACCAUCCUCCUUCUUAUAAACACCGAGUUAAAAACUUCCGUUCGAGUCUUUCUUGAGAUUACUAUAUAGUAUCAAAUAUGUAUGUAUGUAAUUGCUCGUAUGGAAUCGGCUUAGGAUACAUUAUACGUGUUAUUGUGUGUAUUAUUUGUACAAAUGAAAAAAAAAUUGUUAUAUUAGAAUAUUUUUCUCCAUGUCAAUGUGUAGUACCUACAUUUUAGUUUGUAUACGUAAGGGAAUGAUUAGUGUGGUCGGUGAGAAUGAAAAGAAGAGGAUAAGUUACACGAGUUGUGUAUAUUUUUGUACUCGAUAGUGUUACCAUUGAAUGGUCACUAAUUUGUUCUUUCAUUAUGCGAGCAUUUGGCAGCGAAAUAGAGUAAUUAUUUUUACACGGUUUACGUGCGUAAGUAAGUACACCACAGAGUACCUAACUAUCUACCUACGUGUACUAUAAGUAAUUUGGUUGGGUAGGUUAGGUACUUUUCGACUCGUCGUAUGUAAUGUAUAGGUACGUCUCUACGUAUGGAGGUGCAUUGCAUACGUAAGUUACUAUAAAUGUGUGACGAAUAUUGUGCUAAUUGACUAGAAUAAUAUGUAAAUGGCUGCCGAUGCUGUGUUUAAUAUUAGUUACGUGUUACGAAUCUUUGUUCUCAUUAAAUUUUUAAGUGUGUAUUAAGAGUAUGUAUCGGUUUAAUGUGCACGGUUUGAUAUUUUCGCUUAUAAAAUUUUUGCUGUUUGUUACAGUGCUAUUCGCAUUUUUAAAAAGUAAACGUGUGUAAUUUUGA